This is a messenger RNA of Limulus polyphemus (Atlantic horseshoe crab), 5696 nucleotides long. Its product is annotated as ecdysone receptor-like. Gene Ontology annotation, molecular function: RNA polymerase II cis-regulatory region sequence-specific DNA binding; zinc ion binding; ecdysone binding. Bases 723 to 2294 code for a protein of 523 amino acids. The transcript is spliced from 8 exons. Gene Ontology annotation, cellular component: nucleus. The record is from RefSeq and is a predicted model, not a curated record. Gene Ontology annotation, biological process: ecdysone receptor signaling pathway; negative regulation of transcription by RNA polymerase II; cell differentiation. Lineage: Eukaryota; Metazoa; Arthropoda; Merostomata; Xiphosura; Limulidae.
CGCACAUGGUAAGGUUGUAUCUGGGUUCAGGCAUUUGGCCAGCCUUGGUCUUGAGUGAAACAGUCGUCUGCCUCGCCUGUCCUUGACGUCGUUCGUAGAUUUCAAAGCCUAUUGCAAGCAUUAUUUCAAGAAAAUUUUGGUUAAUUGACUAUUAGGGUAAAAGAUGUUUAGGGUUUUAACUGUUGAAUGUGCUUCAAAUAAUCAGUUUUGGAGCUAAUUUAUCAAGUUUUUACAUGCCAGACAUACUGUAGUGGGUUGUUUGUUGAUGUUCGAGAGCCCAUCCUCCCUUGAACGGGACUUACUCUUAUUAACCAACUCUUUGGUGUCACAGUGUUGAGACUGAUCACGUGACGUAGUAGGUAGCGCUAAUCAGUGUCUUUUGACCAACUUUCUCCGGUCAACUUAUAAACUAGGGGGUCACUCAAGCAGUAGAUUUUGCCUGCGAAUACUUCUAGUUAUUGUUUGCUGUCAGUUGUGAACUGGUGCUUUCUCUUGAUCCAGCAUUAGCUGACUUCCCAACAGAAGAAUAAGGAUCUACCGGCAAAGCUAACGUUAGGGGUUAGUGAGCUGUACCACGUUAGAAGGAUUAGGAUAAGUUGUGAGAGAACAAGUACAAUAACAACUAAUUCAUCAUGAAGCAACUCUUGGAAAGUCCCAUCUGGUGGCCCUGAAAACUGCACAUCCCGGACUCUUUUAAUAACUUUCUUCUGAGCGCUGCUAUUAUGGACAGUAAAGAAUCAUUGCAGAGGUACAUCCAUCCUGGCAACUUCACCAUGAAGCCCGUCUCAUUACCUAGUAACUUGCGUAUAUCUGAGCCCAGCGGUGGUGGUGCUGUUGCUGGUCACGCUUCACCACCAGCUUUGUCUCCCAACCUCCCCAGUAUUGUCAAAUUAGAACCCCGCCUCCCAAGUCCCUGUGUAGGUAGUCCCCUGGAUGGUGGUGGUGGGGGUUCAAUUUUCAACACAGCUAAACGAAUACGACAGGACGACGGCACCUGGCUUCCUUCCCCCUCUCAGAUGUCACUAGGAUCCUUGUCUCCCCCACCUUAUAUGAACGGCUCUUCUAUAAUGACGAGUAAUGGACUCUCCCCAGUAUCAAUUAGUAGUUAUGAUGGGAACAGUUUGUCAGGAAAGGAAGAAAUGAGCCCUCCCACCAGUGGACAUAAUGGAUGUUAUGUUGACAGCUAUGGAGAUAUCAAAAAGAAAACUAAAGGUCCUGUUCCCCGUCAACAGGAGGAACUCUGUUUGGUAUGUGGGGAUCGUGCUUCUGGAUAUCACUACAAUGCGCUCACUUGUGAAGGAUGUAAAGGUUUCUUCAGGCGCAGCAUUACGAGAAACGCGGUCUACCAGUGCAAGUAUGGCAAUAACUGUGAAAUUGAUAUGUACAUGAGACGGAAAUGUCAAGAGUGUAGACUAAAAAAGUGCUUAAAUGUUGGGAUGCGACCAGAGUGUGUAGUGCCUGAAUACCAGUGCGCCAUCAAACGGGAAUCAAAGAAAAUACAGAAAGAGAAGGAUAAGCCUAACAGCACAACGAGAGAGAAUACUUGCGAGAAAGAUGAAAAAACAAACCAAGUUAAACCAUUGGAACCCUCCCAGGAAGAAGUAAUCAAUAAGCUAGUCCUGUUUCAAGAAGAAUUUGAAUCCCCCUCAGAAGAAGAUCUGAAAAAGAUCUCUACAUUUCCCACAGGCGAUAGUGAAGAAGAUAACCUUCGAAGGUUCCAACACAUUACCGAAAUUACCAUCCUCACUGUCCAACUCAUUGUAGAGUUUUCCAAACGUGUUCCCGGGUUUGAUACCUUACUCCGAGAAGAUCAAAUCACUCUUCUGAAGGCAUGCUCUAGUGAAGUAAUGAUGUUGAGAACUGCUCGGAAGUAUGAUGGAAAAACAGACUCGAUCGUCUUCGCUAACAACCAACCUUACACGCGAGAGAACUACCGUAGUGCCAGUAUAGGAGAUUCCGCUGAUGCUCUCUUUAGCUUCUGUAGGAAGAUGUGUCUUUUAAAAGUUACCAAUGCUGAGUAUGCUCUACUUACAGCCAUUGUAAUUUUCUCAGAACGCCCUCAUAUGGUGGAAGUUAAAAAGGUAGAGAAAAUACAGGAAUUCUACAUUGAUGCCCUCCGAGCAUAUGUGGAUAAUUUCCGUCCACCUGGAAAGAACUAUUUUGCCAAGUUGUUGUCUGUUCUUACAGAACUUCGAACUCUGGGUAAUAUGAAUUCUGAGAUGUGUUUUUCACUUAAGGUUCAAAACAAGAAAUUGCCUCCAUUCUUGGCUGAGAUUUGGGAUGUUAUGGAGUAAAUCUUUGUCUCUUAGGCCUAAUUGAAAUCAUUCCGAGCAGGCUGAACUCCAGUUCUUUUUUUUGUUCUGCCUAAUCUGUUUCAUCAUUGCAGUAUGAGCAGUAGCCUUCAGCCCAUCUUCACUAAAUACAAGUCUGUAUGUGACAGAGCUUGCUAGACAGCUUCCACUUCUAGUGCUUUGCAUUAGAUUUUUUGCCAUGUCCGUGAGUUGAGCCACUGUCCUAUGCUGAUGAUACUGGUAUACACACACACACAAGGAUGGUAAGAAAAUUAGCUCUUGGCACAUGAAACAAAAAACUUAAUGUUUCUUAAUUCAAUGGUUGUGAUUUUGCUCUUGACAAACCCUGAACCCAACUUUAAUGGCAUUGCUGCUUCUCUUUUGGAUGAACUCCAGAUGUAAAAGGUAACGCACAAGAGUGAAAGUCAAAUGUGCAAACUUGUAGCAACCAAUCACCUAGAAUGGAGGAACUAAUUGUGUUUAACAGAUGAAAGUGACUGCAUGUUAAUUAGAAGGAAUUAUUACCAGUUAGCUAAGCAAGGCACUUGGCAAAUAAUAUUACUUGGAUUGGCUUCCAAAACUGUUAAUUGUAUUAUUGUCUUUAAUAGCCUGAUGGUGGUUAUCCUAAGGGUCAUCAUUUACAGCAGGGUUUAGCAACAUCGAAAUGUUAUAGUUCAUUUUUAUAAAGAUGUAUCCACAAAGAAACAUCCUAUCAUUGAACACUUUAAAUUUUUGACAUAAAAUGAUAGUGAUUAAUAAUUUUUAACAAACUGAGAUUUGAAUUUUUGGUGCUGGUUUUUGAAAAGUUGAAACAAUGACUUGCUGUGUCACACAACUGUGUAAACACAGAUCAUUAUUAUUAUUACUAUGACUGUUGACCUGGAAAUAAGUAUAUUGACAGAAACACAUUCUGAAAAUUAUUCAUAUUUUAGCAAUUGACUAAAACAUAAAUCCAGUUACCUGUAAAUAUAUAAUGCAUCAGGAAUACAUAAGUUUAUGUAGACUCUUUCUAGCUUUUGUUUAUGACAGGCAUUUAUAGAGUGAAAAAUAGUUGCUUUGUCUGUGUUGGAGUUGGCUUGCUUUUAAAUUUGGCAUGAUCUUUUUAUUGAUUCUGGUUAUGCAAUUGUAAUAUUUUGUUUAAAAGUUCAGACUAAGGAACUUUUUAGAAAGUUCUCUAAGGAAUGUAUCUGUAAAUAAACGGAUACUUUCUUAGUAAUUUUGCAUAAUCAGUGUCAUCAUAUAGUAUGUUUUUCUUUAAAAGUUGUAUUAUAAACUAAGAACAGGUGAUAGCAGCUAUUAGACAUGAUGCAGAAAUAUGUAUCAUGACACUGUAUAGUUGUAGGUCUUGUAAGAAUAGUAUCAACUGUGCUUGCUGUACUCAAGAGCAGUAAAAGAAUUAUCUUUUAAAGUUUAAGUUUUCAUGAUAAUAUCUCUCCUUUUCAACACAUAGCAUAAAGUUAACAAAAAAUGAUUUAAUCUGUCAAAAACCUGUGUAGGAAAGCCUCCUUUGAUCAGCUGGAGUUGGCAACAUAGAUUUGUUUGUAUAAAUAAAUAAUCAUAAUAAUAAUAUUAUCUUUGUAGAAAAUUAUUGUUCGAUUUCCAAAAUGUCAUAAAAAAACAUAAAAGGGUAUUCCAUAAUUACCAGUAUAGAAAAUGUACCUUCCAGAUAAACUUCUAAUUUAAAUUGAAAACUUGCAUCAUGAAGCUCAAAUUUAAAUAUCAGGCCUCAAAAAAAUGAUAAAUUAUCCUUAAGAAUGGUUUGUUAUUCAUAUUAUGAUUGAACUGAAAGCAUAAUUUAAUUUGUUUGUUCUAUAGUUCUGAAACAGAGACUAGUUUCAUUUGUGAUUUGACCAAUACCCACUGUUUUCCAGCCAGGAAUAAAAUUAAGUGUACAGUAUGUUAGAUGUACUUAGUUCUUUUAUCCAAGACAAAUCCAUAAAUGUGUAAUGUUAUUAAGAGAAAAGAUGGUAUAGGUUUUAAGAAAGUAUUUAUUUGUUCGAUCUGAAAAGAUUUUAUUGUGAUAAAUUGUUAAAAACAAAUGGGUACAAAAAUAAGCACUUUUGAUAACCUGCUUGGGACACAUAGUUUGUUCUGAUAUGUGGGUGAUGGUUAUGAAAUAUAUUGUAUAGUUAUUGUUAUCUUCAACUUCUAAGGUGCAUUUGAAGCUUAUACUGUUUAUAAAAUGAGAAGAUAUUCACAAGUUACUUUACUUCCCUCCUCCUCCUCUUCCACUGGGUAAAUCUUGUGGAUAGUAUGAAAAUGUAUUAUGCCAAGUUUUGUGCAAUGGCUUUCAACUGCUAAGGUUGUGUACUUAACUUAUAAGGAAAUAUUAUUGUUAUUGAUUUUUAUCUCAAAUAUGUAAUUAUUUAAAAAUUAUUGUAAUGAGAGAAAUUAAAUCAAAACUUAAGCUUCAAUCAAUUUUUGUCAAAUAAAAUUAAAAAUUUUUAAACAAAUCAUUGUAACAGGUAAAUAAAAUUUAACUAUAUAUCUUUACUUUAUGAUAAGAUUUAAAUGGUGCCUUGGACAUAUAAAUAAAUGGUGCAAGAAUCUCAUUUGGUGCUGCAUACCAGCAGUGAGUAAAGUCAUAUAAAUUUGAAGUAAAAACAAAAUGAAACAGUUUGUUUUUGACCUAGAAAAACAGUGAUAUUGUACUUUUAAAGGAGUGACUGAAUACUGGAUGUUUUAGGUCCGUCCAACUGAGUAAAGUAUAUAUGUUGAUAUAAGAAAAAUAUAUAAAGUAAUUUGUGUAUAUUUUUAAACGAAAAAAAAGAUUUUCACUGUUUAGCCAGAAAUUUUAACAUCAAAAAUAUGAAGAAAUGCAAAAAAGUUCCUAAUGUACUUGCUAGAAUGUUCAGGAGAAUAAAGUAUAGGUGAAUAAGAAUUUGUUUGCAUAAACUGUAGAAACAAAUGCAUAGGAAGAGGAGGGAAUUACAGUGUAGACAUGGGGCUUACGGGUGUCAAUGAAAAAAGUUUGUUUUAUAUAUUCUGCAUUGUAAAUUAUCAUUUAUUGUUGUUAAUUACUAAAUUUACCAUUUAAAUCAAAAUGUUAAAAUGUAUUACAUAAACAUAUUUAGCACUCUAUAAGUUAGCCAAGUUUUUGUGUAAUGUUGUAGUUAGUAGAUAUGUAGAGAUAUAAACAGUGGUACUAUAGUUUUGAAGAUGAAAAGAAAGAGGUUCUUCCCCAAAUAACCAUCUAAAAAGGAAAAGCUUGAUACUUGAUAAGUAAAAGAAACCUAGUUGUAGGAGCACGAAGAAAGUACACAAUUCCACAUGUGUGUGAGUUCUGGUUUGAUUUAAUGAUCUAAGACUGAAUGUCUCUUGGAUUGAAAUGUUCAGAUGUAAAGAAAUUGUAUCUUUGUGAUGUUCUAUAUUUUUAAAAUUAAAAUUCACAGAUUUACAACAGUG